This is a messenger RNA of Rodentolepis nana, 2088 nucleotides long. The record is from the annotation of a GenBank genome assembly. NCBI's taxonomy places the organism in Eukaryota, Metazoa, Platyhelminthes, Cestoda, Cyclophyllidea, Hymenolepididae.
AUCCCUCAUGAAAGCUCAAAUCUUUCCCCUUGGACUUCCAAAAGACGCAGAUUCUAUGCCUCUUCGGUGCCCAUCUUCAUUCUACCUCAAGAAGAAAUCGAGAUAGUUCCCAUUGAAUCUGACAAUUCCUCGGGGAAACCAACAGCCGCAACUUUCUGGUGGCAAUUGGCUCGCCUCUAUACAUCCAUUGGGAGAAGUGAAGAAAUUCUUGGAUGGCUCUGUGAUCGCUGGACGUCAGGAUCAGAUUCAACCCAUCUGCUUGAACGCCUUGGCAAAGCGAUAUUAGCAAACGGAUCCUAUGUACACCCACUGAUGAAAAUGAAUCAGAGCCCAAUGUAUCAAGUAGAAUGGACAUUAAGGAAACAGAUAGAGGAGUUAUUACAUCGCCUAAACCGUUUGGGUUCUUGGGAAGACUUGGAUGUCUAUGCAAUGGACUCCGCAAAGUACCUUGGGGCCACCCAAGAGGACGACUUUUCGCCUAGUUUGGAUGAAGCUUCAACUUCAAAUAUACAUACAGAUGAACUGGCUUCAUUGUGGAAGGAACCCUAUCUCGCUGACAGUAUUCUUCCACAUGCCGUCCAUUCACGUCUUCAAAUAUGCCUCUCGUCUGAGAUCAGCAGGGUCCUUUCCAAUCAACUGCAGGACACAACUGACAAAUUAUCCCAAUUUGCACGCAUAAUGGACGCCUGCCUCCUUUCCACGUCACAAGACGCCGAGCCUAGAUACGCCUAUGAAUUGGCCAUUCUAAGCAUCCUUCGUAAUGACUUGAGCAAAGCCCAAUUUUAUUGCAAAGAAGCCUUCAGUUAUUUGGCACGGACUUGGUCAUCGAAAGAAGACAAAGAGGAGUGCCUAGAAAGAGUUCAGCUUACCACAGAGCUGAAGGAAUAUCUAGAAGCAUCAAGUAGUGGACCUGAUUCAGAUGCAGCUUUGAAAAUUCUAUUAUCAUGGCAAGAACGAUGCUCUGCGAUAAAAUGCAGCGAGGAAGUAACAAAUUCUAGAUUGGUAGAAUCUGAAAAUCUCUCUUUGGAGGAGCAAUUCCUUCCAGCAUAUAUCGAUUUUCGUCUUAAGUGUUGUAAUGAUUUCUCCCGCAGUGGAAAUGCUAAAAGAGCCUUAAAUAUCCUUCCACAACUGUAUCAGUUAGUAGGAAAAACCGACAAAGGUGGUAAAUAUCGUCGAUUAGCAUGGUGUAGUGCUUUUUCACGAGCUUGGAUGUCAGAGUACUUUAAAAAUGUGGUCUACUGUUUCGAAGAGGAAAAUUUGUCGAUUAACCUUGAAAAUGGUUUGGGACAAUGCUUAUCUUCACUGUCUCAGUGCAUUGAUGUUUAUGACCGUCUGAAAGAACCCUCUUCAGUUAAAAGCCUUGAUCUCGGUAUUGUCUUAUUUUCUCACGCCAUCUCCAUUGCUCAAGUUCUUUCAUCAUUUCACGACCUCUCGUUGUCUGGAAGAUUAAGCGACGCUUCUUCCAAGCGUCUAAUAUCAUCAUUUCAGCCUACUUUAAAAGCCAGAUUCGUCAAGAUUCAUGGAUUACAGGAGUUAGAUAAAGCCGAGGACUUUAUUCAAGCCAGUGCAUUUGCUUUCUUCAAGCGAUGUGUCGAUUUGGCGAUGGGUGUUCCGUGGGCAGAAGAUGAGGAGUGGAGAGUGCCGGUUUCAGCGGAAAAUUUACUUUGCAGACGAAAUCUUAUGGUUUAUAAACCUGAGGAGGCUCUUUUAGAAGUGGCGAACUUCUGUAAUAGCCGAAUUGAUGAAGAAAUCGCUAUUCAGGCUUCAUACGCGGAAAUGUUCAGUCGUUCCGUGUUGACUGCCAUGAGAUUGGGAUCUGAAGGUGGACGAAUUCGCUUUGGUCGAGUUCUUCAACUGGAAUGGUUUGACAGACUUAUGAUGGCUCCACUUGAAGGAGGGCUUUGUCUCGUUAAAAAUAUUAUCCGUCGGAUUGCGGCGGAGUUUCCUCAAGGUCUGUCUCUUCCAUUCCGAGUUCUGUUGACUUCAUUCUGUGAUUGGAAGUUUGUCGGGCAGUCUUCCUUUGAACACUUCAUGGCGAAGUUAAUGCAGGAGGGUAAUGGUGAUGCAGCUACUUUCUACUCCGAGUGA